AAGGAAAAAUCACCAUAGAAGAAUUUAGAGCAAUUUAUCGAAUUAUCGCACACAGAGAAGAAGUUAUUGAGAUUUUCAACACAUAUUCUCCAAACCGGAAAAUUCUUUUUGAAACAAAUCUGGUUGAUUUUCUAAGGCAAGAGCAGUAUGUCAUGGAGAUGACUAAAACGAUUGCUUAUGAGCUCAUUCAAAAAUAUGAACCCAUUGAAGAAGUUAAGAAACAACGCCAGAUGUCAGUUGAAGGUUUUACAAGAUACAUGGAUUCAUCUGAAUGUUCAGUGUUUAAAAAUGAGUGUAAAUAUGUUUAUCAAGAUAUGAAUCAUCCGUUAUGUGAUUAUUUUAUCUCAAGUUCACACAAUACAUACCUGAUAUCUGAUCAAUUAAUGGGACGAAGUGACCUUUGGGGAUAUAUAAGCGCCCUUGUGAAAGGAUGCCGUUGUCUGGAAAUUGACUGCUGGGAUGGAUCGCAAAAUGAGCCUAUUGUAUACCAUGGUUACACACUUACCAGUAAGAUUCUAUUUAAAACUGUUAUCCAAGUGAUACACAAAUACGCAUUUAUGACAUCUGACUACCCAGUGGUGCUCUCUUUAGAAAAUCACUGCUCUCCUGCCCAACAAGAAGUGAUGGCAGAUAAUAUGCAGGCGAUUUUGGGAGAUACUCUACUUUCUGAUAUACUUGAUGAUUUUCCAGACAAACUACCAUCACCAGAGGCAUUAAAAUUCAAAAUAUUGGUGAAGAACAAGAAAAUAGGAACGUUAACAGAAACCCGUGAAAGGAGAGGUUCUAAUAAGCAUGGCCUGGUAGAGGAAUUUGAAGAAGAAGUCGAUCAAGAAGAUGAGGAAGAUGCAGCAUCUGAGGUUCCUUCUUUCAAAAGCAGUCAGGGAAAGAAAACCUCGAAGGUGAAAAUAGCUCUGGCCCUAUCAGAUCUUGUCAUUUACACUAAAGCUGAGAAGUUCAGAAGCUUUGAACAUUCAAGAAUGCAUCAGCAAUUUAAUGAAAAUAAUUCCAUUGGGGAGUCACGGGCCCGAAAACUUUCAAAGCUGAGAGCAAAAGAAUUUAUUUUUCACACUAGGAAUUUCAUUACCAGAAUAUAUCCCAAAGCAACGAGAACAGACUCUUCUAAUUUCAAUCCCCAGGAAUUCUGGAAUAUAGGUUGUCAGAUGGUGGCCUUAAAUUUCCAGACCCCUGGUCUGCCUAUGGACCUACAAAAUGGAAAAUUUUUGGACAAUGGUGGUUCUGGGUAUAUUUUGAAACCACAGUUCCUAAGAGAGAGUAAAUCGAACUUUAAUCCAAAUGAAGCACUGAAAAACAGUAAACCAAUUACACUUACAAUAAGGCUCAUCAGUGGUAUCCAGCUGCCGCUUAGUAAUCCCUCAUCACCUAACAAAGCCGACACACUGGUGAUAAUAGAAAUUUAUGGUGUUCCAUACGAUCAAAUGAAACAGCAGACUCGUGCAAUUAAAAAAAAUGCUUUUAGUCCAAGAUGGAAUGAAACCUUCACAUUUAUAAUUCACGUACCAGAACUGGCAUUGAUACGAUUUGUUGUUGAAAAUCAAGUUCUAAUAACUGGAAAUGAAUUUCUUGGGCAAUAUACUUUACCAGUUCUAUGCUUGAACAAAGGUUACUGUCGUGUUCCUCUGUUUUCCAAAGCAGGUGAGAGUCUUGACCCUGCUUCACUGUUUAUUUAUGUUUGGUACGUCCGAUAG
Loxodonta africana (African savanna elephant) is the source of this 1706-nucleotide messenger RNA. RefSeq names its product phospholipase C zeta 1 (gene PLCZ1). The transcript has 11 exons. Gene Ontology annotation, molecular function: phosphatidylinositol-4,5-bisphosphate phospholipase C activity. Gene Ontology annotation, biological process: phosphatidylinositol-mediated signaling; lipid metabolic process; positive regulation of cytosolic calcium ion concentration involved in egg activation. The coding region runs from base 153 to 1706 and encodes 517 amino acids. Gene Ontology annotation, cellular component: nucleus. NCBI's taxonomy places the organism in Eukaryota, Metazoa, Chordata, Mammalia, Proboscidea, Elephantidae. The record is from RefSeq and is a predicted model, not a curated record.